Molecule: messenger RNA, 306 nt
Organism: Brachypodium distachyon (stiff brome)
Lineage: Eukaryota; Viridiplantae; Streptophyta; Magnoliopsida; Poales; Poaceae
Product: auxin-responsive protein SAUR71
Exons: 1
Coding region: 1-306 (101 amino acids)
Biological process (GO): response to auxin
Source: RefSeq, a predicted model, not a curated record
AUGGUGUGGAGGAAGAAGAGUGGCAGCAGCGAGUCGUCCUCACCCGGCGUGUCGCCGUGCUACGACGACGAGGGCAAGAAGGUCCCGAGAGGGCACGUCCCGGUGGUCACCAGCAGCGGCGAGCGCGUGGUGGUUCCCGUGAGGCUGCUCGCCGACCCAGGAAUCGCGGAGCUGCUGGACAUGGCUGCACAGAGGUACGGGUACGACCAGCCGGGCUUGCUGCGGAUCCCCUGCGCGGCAGCACAUCUCCGCCGGGCCAUCGACAGCGCGCUGCAGAGAGCCGACCGGCUAGGCGGCGGCGUCUAA